This is a messenger RNA of Purpureocillium takamizusanense, 366 nucleotides long. RefSeq lists its product as uncharacterized. The transcript has a single exon. The record is from RefSeq and is a predicted model, not a curated record. The coding region runs from base 1 to 366 and encodes 121 amino acids. NCBI's taxonomy places the organism in Eukaryota, Fungi, Ascomycota, Sordariomycetes, Hypocreales, Ophiocordycipitaceae.
AUGAAGCUGACCGCUGUUGCUGCCGUUGCCGCCCUCGCCCUGGCGCCCACCACCGAGGCCUGGCGCGUCUAUCUCUAUCACGAGAAGGACCAGAAGGGCGACUACUACACCAACUCCGGCCCCGGCGGCUCCGGCUCCAGGUGCCAGCUGCUCCCCAGGGAACACGUCCACAAAGCAAAGAGCAUCGAGUACUACGCCACCAACAGCCAGUCGAACCCCACAACGCGUUGCAAGAUCCAGAUGUUCGAGACCAACGACUGUGGCGGUCGUCAGGGCCCGUACUACCAGGUGGACACCAAGAAGAACUUCAAAUGGGACUGGGUUGGCGUCAUUCAGUCGUACAAGACGACUUGCUGGAAGGAGUAG